UCUUUGUUCCAGGUCCCUGCUGCCGCAGAACCGGGUGGCGGAAGUUCGAGGGCGCCGGGUGAGUGACUUGCGGCGGCGGCGCCGGAGUCCCCGCAGCCGAGAUCGCGGACGUGAAGCCCUUCCGACGCUCCAGCAUGGACCUGGAAGCCAAAAUGAAGAAGAUGGGCUUAGGUCAUGAGCAAGGGUUUGGAGCCCCCUGUCUGAAAUGCAAAGAGAACUGUGAAGGAUUUGAACUGCACUUCUGGAGAAAAAUAUGCCGUAAUUGCAAAUGUGGGCAAGAAGAGCACGAUGUCCUCCUGAGCAACGAAGAGGAUCGAAAAGUGGGGAAGCUCUUUGAAGACACCAAGUACACCACCCUGAUUGCAAAACUCAAGUCAGAUGGCAUUCCCAUGUAUAAACGCAAUGUUAUGAUAUUGACCAAUCCAGUUGCUGCCAAGAAGAAUGUUUCCAUCAAUACUGUUACCUAUGAGUGGGCUCCUCCCGUCCAGAAUCAGGCUUUGGCCAGGCAGUACAUGCAGAUGCUGCCAAAGGAAAAGCAGCCAGUGGCGGGUUCAGAGGGGGCGCAGUACCGGAAGAAGCAGCUAGCGAAGCAGCUCCCCGCACAUGACCAGGACCCUUCUAAGUGCCAUGAGUUGUCUCCCAAAGAGGUGAAGGAGAUGGAGCAGUUUGUGAAGAAAUACAAGAAUGAGGCUCUGGGAGUUGGCGAUGUCAAGCUUCCCUCUGAGAUGAACAGUCAAGGUGACAAAGCACACAUCCCCGGUGGGGACAGAAGCAGCCCCUCCCCAGCAGUGGUGGGUGCCAGGGACAAGUCUGCCGAGUCCAAGAAGACCCACUAUUCCUGCUACUGCUGCAAAACGACCAUGAAGGAAGGAGACCCAGCCAUCUAUGCCGAAAGGGCUGGCUAUGACAAACUCUGGCACCCCGCCUGCUUCGUCUGCAGCACAUGUGGCGAGCUGCUGGUUGACAUGAUUUAUUUCUGGAAGAAUGGGAAGCUGUACUGUGGCAGGCAUUACUGUGACAGCGAGAAGCCCCGCUGUGCUGGCUGCGAUGAGCUGAUAUUCAGCAAUGAGUAUACUCAGGCAGAAAACCAGAACUGGCAUCUGAAACACUUUUGCUGCUUUGACUGUGACAACGUCCUGGCCGGAGAAAUAUAUGUGAUGGUCAAUGACAAGCCUGUGUGCAAGCCUUGCUAUGUGAAGAAUCAUGCUGUGGUGUGUCAAGGAUGCCACAACGCCAUCGACCCGGAAGUGCAGAGGGUGACCUACAAUAACUUCAGCUGGCACGCGACCACAGAUUGCUUCUUGUGCUCCUGCUGCAGCAAGUGUCUGAUCGGGCAGAAGUUCAUGCCUGUAGAGGGGAUGGUUUUCUGUUCUGUGGAGUGUAAGAAGAUGAUGUCUUAGGAAGAGAGCACCAAGCAAUAGUGAGCUAAGCCAUAGCUGUCCAAAAUGGUCUGCAUUUCAAAAUAAAUAAAUAAAUAAAAGGAAAAAAAACUUAUAUAGUGAACCAGAGUAUCUUGUCCAAUAUCUAUCUUUGUUUUUUUUUUCUUAUGAGUUUUUUCCUAUUUUAAUUUUGAAAGACUGCUGUGCAUGUGAUUUUAAAAACGGUAAUAAAUUUAGCUUUCAUUAGCUUCAUAAAUAUGCAGCAUUUGAGCUGGAAGCUUGGGUUUAAUUAAUCUUCAUACCUGUGUAACCCUGGUGCCAAAAACUUAAGUUUUAAGUGUAAAACUUAAAAGUUAGUAUCCUGAAUGGCGAAGUGCACUUUUUAACUUCUGUACCUGUAGUCAUCAUUCACAUGUAAAAUGAAAAGGAAAUUAAAUGUGCCCUGACAGCCAGCCUUUCCACUUAGCACUGAUCUCACUGAACGUAUAACGAUGCGCAGAGGAUUCCGUUUGACCCAAGGCGGCAGUGCAGUUUGUAGAGCCAUAUUCCAAUGUCUAUGCAUUUGCCAUCUCCUGCUUGAAUCAGGGGCAGCCUUUUCUCGAUGACAUUUCUCUGUACCUUAUUUACUCUACCUCUCAAUACUCCUCUUUGUGAGCUUGUGAUCUCCCUCUGUGGCCUUGAAUAUUUUCUUGUAUGUGGUAUAACACGUGCACUUUGCUUUUAUAGACUUUGUCAAGACCAUAAAAAGCCACACCAUUCAUUUAUAUUGUUUUCAAUCCAAAGAAUAUGUAUCAUUUUUGUACCCCAUAAAAUAUAACUUGUACUUACUUAUUGCAGUUGCCUGCCAAGCUUUGAAUCCAUUUUUUUGCAUGAUUUUUGGUCUUAUCUAAUGGCCACAUCUUGGCAUGUUUGUAGAUACAUAGAAUGUCUUCUUUCCUGUACCCUUCCAUCCUUAGGUUGGAAAGCUUCUUUCCUUGGAAGCUUUCAUACAUGGCUAUGCACUAUAAAUGUUAAAUGGAAUGAAUAUUAUAUAUGUAUAUAUUAUUCAAAAUAAAGUCUUUCACAUUAAUAA
Messenger RNA from Nannospalax galili (Upper Galilee mountains blind mole rat), 2451 nucleotides. RefSeq names its product testin LIM domain protein (gene Tes). Lineage: Eukaryota; Metazoa; Chordata; Mammalia; Rodentia; Spalacidae. Gene Ontology annotation, molecular function: zinc ion binding. Bases 135 to 1400 code for a protein of 421 amino acids. The record is from RefSeq and is a predicted model, not a curated record. The transcript is spliced from 7 exons.